Molecule: messenger RNA, 630 nt
Organism: Chlorella variabilis
Lineage: Eukaryota; Viridiplantae; Chlorophyta; Trebouxiophyceae; Chlorellales; Chlorellaceae
Exons: 5
Coding region: 1-630 (209 amino acids)
Biological process (GO): DNA-templated transcription initiation
Molecular function (GO): DNA binding; RNA polymerase II general transcription initiation factor activity
Source: RefSeq, a predicted model, not a curated record
AUGGCGGAGGCGGGCCCCAGCAACGCGGUGGUGGCGGCGGCAGAGCCAGAGGUGGACCUGAGCAUCCACCCCAGCGGCAUCGUGCCGCAGCUGCAGAACGUGGUGGCGACUGUGAACCUGGAGUGCAAGCUGGACCUGAAGAACAUCGCGCUCCACGCCCGCAACGCCGAGUACAACCCCAAGCGCUUUGCCGCCGUCAUCAUGCGCAUCCGCGAGCCCAAGUCCACCGCGCUCAUCUUCCACUCGGGCAAGAUGGUGUGCACGGGGACCAAGAGCGAGCAGGAGGCGCGCAUCGCGUCCCGCAAGUACGCCAAGAUCCUGCAGAAGCUGCAGUACUCGGUGUCGUUCAAGGAGUUCAAGAUCCAGAACAUGGUGGGCAGCUGCGACGUGAAGUUCCCCAUCCGCCUGGAGGGCCUGGCCAGCACGCACGCCGUGUUCUGCAGCUAUGAGCCGGAGCUGUUCCCGGGCCUCAUCUACCGCAUGGCCGACCCCAAGAUUGUGCUGCUCAUCUUUGUCAGCGGCAAGGUGGUGCUGACUGGCGCCAAGAAGCGCGAGGACAUCUACCGCGCCUUUGAAAACAUCUACCCCGUGCUGCAGACGUUCCGCAAAGGCGGUGAGUUUUGUGUUUGA